CUUGUUUUCUUACUCUACUCAUACGAUUCUGACGCCGUUUUCACCUUUUUUCUCUUCCCACUCUGUCUUGUCUGCGCCCCUUGAACCUUCUUGCAGCCCUUCCUAACACUUGCCCCCUUGAGCGGCAUUUUAGCCUUCACCAUGUCGGCCACAACCUCCAACUUUUUCCCUUUGGCGACCGAGACUUAUUUCCCAGACACCCCCGGCGAUGCCAGUUCGUCUGGAAACGGGGUCGAUACUGAGGCUGGGGCAUCUGGCGACAGCCCCGGGGCGGUCAACCUGUCCCACGAAGCCAUGGUUGCCAUCAUCGUGGUUGUCUCUGUAGUUGGCGCUCUCGGAAUCGGCAUGGCCGUCUUGUUCUACGUAGCCAAGAAGCGUGAAUGGAAAAUCCGGGAGACCAUGCGCAAGUCUGCCAGGAAAGUCGUUACCGCUCUCACGCCGCGGAGGACCGAGUUUCCCAGAUCCGUCAAGGAGUCUUCGUCCCCGCCACGCAGCCACCGCGGCCGCGCGAGACUGGCUGAUGACGUGCCGCCGACACCCAGACUUCGGCCAGAGGAUCUCGAAAAAGGUCUCGCACAGGCCGAGUCGAAGCGCAAGUUGAUGAGAUGGGGUCGCAAAUGAGGAGAAGGAGGAAGUAGAGGGUGCUUGGAUCUCGAGGUUGCAAGCCGCCAACUGGCCUGGUGCUGGUGUAAUGGAUUCAUUUGCUGAGGAGGCCGAGACUGGAUGGAUGGUUGACGAUCAUGGGUCUGCGUGCGGCGUAGAGAAUCUUCUUCCUUGUACCAUUAUUAUUUCCCCAGAGAUGUUGUAGCUUUUC
Molecule: messenger RNA, 814 nt
Organism: Colletotrichum destructivum
Lineage: Eukaryota; Fungi; Ascomycota; Sordariomycetes; Glomerellales; Glomerellaceae
Exons: 2
Coding region: 142-621 (159 amino acids)
Source: RefSeq, a predicted model, not a curated record